AUGGAAGUUGUCACAAGACCUGGUACUACUCAACAGACCGGCUCUGCCAUUUUAAGAAAGAAACCUUGCCUAAAGAUUCAUAGGGGAAAUCUAACAGGACUGGUAAAUUUAGGCAAGAAACUUAAGACCAUAAAGAGGGAAACUUUCAAGAUGAAGUACGGAAAUCUUUUGAGCCUAUUAGAAGUGGAAGUACAACUGCCUGCCAUCACAGCCCUAGUCCGGUACUAUGACUCUCCGCUAAGGUGUUUCACCUUCCAGGACUUCCAGCUGGCGCCAACUAUAGAAGAAUUUGAGCAUAUCCUGGGCUUGCCACUAGAGGGUACCUUACCAUAUCAGCACUUGGAGCAUCAUGCCUCCAUUCCUACCAUUUCUGCCAUUAUGAAGUUGCACCCAAAAGAAUUAGAAGACAGGAUGGUAACAAGGAAUCAAGUGCGUGGGCUGACACAAGGAUAUCUUGAACAAUAUUUGCAUCAGCUGGCCGAUAAGGAAGAAUGGGAGGUUUUUAUGGAUGUGUUGGCUCUCACCGUGUACGGCAUCGUUUUGUUCCCCAGAAUAAAAGACUUUGUGGAUUACACCGCUAUUAAUGUCUUCGUGGCAAAAAAGACCAGAUCAGAAAAUCCUGUAACAGCGGUCCUCGCAGAUGUGUAUGGGACCAUGAGUUUUUGCCACGAGAGAAAGGGGAAGAAAAUUCUGUGUUGCUUGCCAGCAUUGUAUGCAUGGAUGACCGCGCGCAUGUUUAAAGGGCCAAUUGAUGUCAGGUGUCCAUCGGAGGAUCCGUCGCACCAGGGGCUUAAAGGCAAAGGGGGCAAUGAGUGGGCCCAAUUCUUGGCUGGUUUGAGAGAGGGAAACGUAAAAUGGCGCCUUCCUUGGCUUGAGGCUAAACCAUCUAUCCAACAUUGUGGCAACUUCCCUAACAUACCUCUCAUAGGCGCCAGAUAUUGUAUUAACUACAACCCUGUUUUGGUCCAAAGACAGUUCGGAUAUCCUAUGAAGGGGGCGCCUUCACCAGAUUAUCUCACAGCCUUCUUCAUCUACUAUGAGGACAGACACUGUACUGAAAUGUUAAGGAGAGUCAGAAGUGCCUGGGAAAAUGUGGUGCGAGCCGAGAAAGACCUGAGGAGUGGAGUGAUGGAUAGCAGGGUUAGUUAUCAUACCUGGGUUCUGGAGAGGGUAAGAGAAGUCAAGUUGCCUUUCAAGCCCAUCAAUGAUCAACCGGCGAGUGGAGGAACACCCCAAGCCCCAGAAAGUGAAGAGGUGAAACAGCUGAAGGCUGAGAUGGAGAAAUUGAGGGAAUCAGGGCAUCAAAUGAAGGAGAUGGCUACAUCAUUUGAAGCGGAGUUGAAUCAGGAGCGCUGGAAGCUGGCAGAGGCUGAAGGGGAAUAUCGAGCCAUGCUAAAGCAGAUGGAGGAUUACAUCGAGGAGCAGGAGGAGCGAUGGAGGUCGUUGGAAUUUGAAGAAAGGCAUCAGGCCUUGAUAAAGCGAAUGAAAGAGCACAUCGUAGAACAAGAAACGGCCGUAAAGCAUUGGAAGGAAAGCUUCUCGCAGUUGGCUGCUUUGGCAAAUGGGGCAAUUGAGGACAUCCCCAGAAUGGUGUCGGAAGCUGAAGCGAGUACCCACUUCUAUAGCCCUCCAGUAGAAAUAGAGCUUUUUAUUAAUCACUGUAAACGGUUGAUAGACGAGAUGAAAUCCCUCAUCACUCGGGCUAGGAAUCAAUGUACUUAG
Vigna radiata var. radiata (mung bean) is the source of this 1722-nucleotide messenger RNA. RefSeq lists its product as uncharacterized. The record is from RefSeq and is a predicted model, not a curated record. NCBI's taxonomy places the organism in Eukaryota, Viridiplantae, Streptophyta, Magnoliopsida, Fabales, Fabaceae. The transcript has 2 exons. Bases 1 to 1722 code for a protein of 573 amino acids.